UUAUUUUCCUCUUUCAAAAGGUCUAGAACAACUGAAAAAGAAGAAGAAAGGAAGAAAAAAGAUAUCCCUCGUUUAUUCUCCUUUUCCAUGGCGAUUUCCAAGCUCUUGAUUUUCUCCAUAUUUCUAUCCGUAAUUUUCGUGAAAAUCGGGGCAGAUGCAUCAAUUGAAGACGGAAUCUUUGAAUCGGACGGCUCUGAUCCGGCGUUGUAUGCGGAACUGCAGCAGCUCAAGUCGACGAUCUCCGUUCUAGAAUCAACGAUUGAGGAUAGAACUCGACAAUUGAAAAACAAGGAUGAGAGCAUUGCAAAGAUGGAAAAGAUCAUUCAAGAGAGGUCGGAUAAGGUCACAGUAUUACAAAGCGAGAUAGAAUCACUUCAGAAAAAGGGGACUGUAGAUGCUGAGGGGCUGCUAGGGAAGGCUCAUGCACGUGCAAGGGAACUUGAGAAGAAGGUUGAAAAUCUUAAAAAGGACAUAGAAACAGAAAAUGCAAAGAGAGAUGCUUUGGAAGCCCGAGCAAGUGAAUCUGAGAAGCAGAUGCAAGAACUGAAUUUGAAAUUAGAGAAGCUCCAAAAGAUUAGUGACGAACAGAAGGCCCGGAUUCGUAAAACUGAACGUGCUCUUCAAGCGGCAGAGGAAGAGAUGAAGAAGGCAAAACUAGAAGCUACAUCAAAGUCUAAGGAGUUGCUGCAGAUUCAUGGAGGAUGGCUACCACCUUGGCUUGUAACUUAUUUGAUUAAUUUUCAGUCCUUUGCAGGAAAGCACUGGAAUAACCAUGGGAAACCUGCCUUGGAUGUUGCCAUACAAAAGGCAUCAGAAAAAUCAGCACAGGCCCAGAAAUGGGUUGAACCCCACUUGGAAACAGUUAAAGUUAGGUGGGUCCCUGCUUUAAAGGAACAAUGGUUGACUAUCACGACCUUUGUUGGACCAUAUGUGCAAUUGGCAACGACUAGAACUGUUGAGGUUUAUCAGGCAUCCAAGGGCACUCUUACACCACAUGUUGUCAGAGUACAGGAAUUGGCAACUCCAUACUUCCAGGAAGCUAAGAAGUUUUCCAAGCCUUACAUCGAUCAGGUCGUGACAGUUACCAAACCUCAUGUUGAUAAGGCGCGCACUGCUUUGAAGCCCUAUACUGACAAAGGAGUUCAUGUUUCUCAAAAGUUUCUUAAAUCAGCAACAGUGUACCAUCACCAGGUCCAAUCCAGAGUCCAGGAAACUCUGAAGAAGCACGAGCUUACAAAAGCUCUUGCAACAAAAGAGCUGGUGUGGUUUGUGGCCUCAGCGCUUUUGGCUCUUCCCGCAUACUUUCUAUAUAAGCUGCUUGCAGCCAUUUUUUGCAAAAGGGCAAGGAAAUCUACCCGAAAUGCUAAUGCAAACCAGGCACCUCGUAGACAUAAGCGCAGGCAUGUUGAGAAAUAGAUCUCAUGAGGAAUUUGGCCUAGGUGUUUGACAUAUUUAAAUUCAAGGAAUUUCUGGUUUGUGGCAGAGGCGAUAACCAGGAGUUUUGGAGAAUGAUGUACCUUUUGAGUCAUGCGAGUUCAUCUACGUGUAGAAUUGGAUGGUGGGUUUGAAGUUGGAACCCUUUGUGGAGAAAAGGAAAUUGAUGUUUGAAUUGCCACACGAGCGACACAGGUAUCAGGAAGUGCUUGUUGUUUAUGUUUCUUUGAUGUGUAUUCUUUUCAGAUGAAAGGUGCCUGUUUUGUCCUAAGUUUUUCUUUCGGUUGCUAGAAAUGAAUUUUUGUGCUUAAAAAAGAUUAUAUAAUAGUGACUUUGAGUUAGGAUUCGUUAGUUAAA
Molecule: messenger RNA, 1791 nt
Organism: Magnolia sinica
Lineage: Eukaryota; Viridiplantae; Streptophyta; Magnoliopsida; Magnoliales; Magnoliaceae
Exons: 15
Coding region: 88-1416 (442 amino acids)
Source: RefSeq, a predicted model, not a curated record